CGCUUCACACGGCAUCGCGAAAGCUCUCUCUUCUCCUCAGAUCCCGAGCUAGCUUCGCCGAAAUCCGAAUGGCCUCCUACGACGACGAGGACGGCGCCGGCCGCCGCGGCCGCCCGCCGCCGCAGCAGCACCGGCCGUCCGGAGGCGGAAGCGGCGACCUGGUUUCAAGCGCCAAGCUGGUGGCGGACGCGGCCAAGUCGGUGUUCCAGGACAAAAACUUGGACAAGGUCGACAAGGGCCGCGUCGCGGGCGCCGCCGCGGACCUUCUCCACGCCGCCUCCCAGUACGGGAAGCUCGAGGGCAAGCCCGCCGGGAACUACCUCGAGAAGGCCGAGGAGUACCUCCACCAGUACGGCCGCAAGGAGGGGUCCGGCGGUUCAGGUGGUGGUGGUGGUAAGUACCAGGAGGAGGACGGCGAGGGCAAGUACAAGAAGAAGCCCGGUGGUGGGAGGUAUGAGGAGGAGGAUGAGUACAGGAAGAAGCCUCCCAGUGGUGGCGGUGGCGGCGGCUAUGGAGGGGGGAGGUAUGAGGAUGAAGACGAUUACAGGAAGAAGCCUUCCAGUGGUGGCGGUGGCUAUGGUGGAGGAAGGUAUGAGGAAGAGGAUGGGUACAAGAAGAAGCCUGCCAGUGGUGGUGGUGGCUAUGGUGGAGGAAGAUAUGAAGAAGAUGAUGAUUAUAGGAAGAAGCCGAGUGGCGGUGGCUAUGGCGGAGGAAGGUACGAGGAAGAAGAUGAUUACAGGAAGAAGGCUAGUGCAGGUGCAGGUGGAUAUGGAGGUGGAGGAAGAUAUGAAAAUGAGUACCAGAAGAAGCCUGGUGGUGGCCAUGGUGGAGGGAGGUAUGAGGAAGAUGACGAGUACAGGAAGCCUAGCGGUGGAUACGGACAUGGGGCUUCAGGUGGUGGAGGCGAUGGAGGGAGGUAUGAAGAAGAGGACUACAAGAAGAAGCCUGGUGGGCACUCAGGUGGCAGGUAUGAGGAAGAGGAGGGGUACAAGAAGCCUGGUGGCCAUGGGGGAGGGAAGUAUGGUAAGGAGGAAGGGGACGAAGACAAGAAGAAGAAGAAGCAGGGCGGCGAUGAGUCGGAGGGUGGCAUUGGAGACUACCUGAAACUGGCACAGGGUCUAAUGAAGAAACAAGGCGGAGAAGGGGAGAGCGGUGGCGGCAGUGGCGGCGGCAUGGGGGACUACUUGAAGCUUGCAGAAGGCUUCUUGAAGAAGCGCUGAUUCAUAACUGAAUUUAUGCUAUGACAUGAGUUCUGAAGGAUCUUGCUGUAUUUGGUUAGUCUCCUAUCCUGCUAAAUGCCCAAUUGGUGUGUAAUUCCGUACUAUCUCCAUGAUCUCCAUCCGGACACAGAUAAACUGUGUACUGUAACAUGAAUACUUAAGGUGCUACUUAUGAAUGCAGGGGAAUAAAUAUUGGAUGAAACUUGUGUUGUUUCAUAUUUCUGUAUGCUGUUACUGACUAUAUUUAAGCAUUACAGUGCAAUGCAAAUGCAUUGUUCAGAAAUUAUUCUUUAUUGAUUCAUACUUUGUAGUUGAUAUUACUCAAAGUUGUGUUUUCAGGGAACAAUACUCAAAGUUGUGUUUUCAGAGAACAAUACUCAAAGUAGGAGUGCUACUGGAGUGUGUGGGUAUUCUAUCUCACCAUACCGGACUGUCAGUCAAGCUAAAUCUGAAACAAGGAGGACAAAUACAGUGUAAAUUUGGCUUGCUAUUAAGGUGAAUUACUGUUGUUAUGCAAGUUAUGUCCAUAUGACUCACGGACCAUUCCUGUGCUGUAAGCUCUUAUCUUCAAGAGGCAGUCACCAACUCCUUUAUUUAUUUAUUUUUUGGCAUUACAAUAUAGUGAUGUUUCAUGCAAAAU
Messenger RNA from Oryza brachyantha (malo sina), 1860 nucleotides. RefSeq names its product glycine-rich cell wall structural protein 1.0-like. Gene Ontology annotation, biological process: response to heat; regulation of abscisic acid biosynthetic process. The record is from RefSeq and is a predicted model, not a curated record. NCBI's taxonomy places the organism in Eukaryota, Viridiplantae, Streptophyta, Magnoliopsida, Poales, Poaceae. The transcript is spliced from 2 exons. The coding region runs from base 69 to 1220 and encodes 383 amino acids.